UUAACAGAGGUCAGGCCAGAGCCUCUGCUUCAGUGAGGAAAAUUACUUUAAAAAAAUAAAAAGCCUCAGUCAGCGCCGCUUAGCGUAAUGCCGGCCACCUUACCGAGCGACAGCCCCGCAGCCGCUCUCUGGCGCUUGAAGAACCGCCGCGCGACCCGCACCGCCCAGCGAACCGCGCUGAGGAGGGAGAAGGCCUUCCCAGGGAUGACAUCAUUCGCCGGCCGCUCGCACUCGCCAUCUGUUUUCUCCCUCCCCGCAGGCCGGCUCUCAGGGAUGGGCGGGGCCUCACCCUGCGCAGGCGCAGUUCGCCGGGAUUCGGCGGCGGCAGCGCGACCGUUUCACUUACGUCAAAACAAUUUACGACAGCGGCAGCGGCUCCGGUUGCUGCGGAGAGGCUCUCGGUGUCCCGCCACAGUGCCGGUCUCCCGCCCCGCCGAACCCCGGACCCACCGGCGGGUUCCAGAAAAUCCCCAUUCUGAAUACGGUCUCACUGAAAAUGUAGAGAGGAUAGUAGAAAAUGAGAAAAUAAACGCAGAGAAAACAUCAAAGCAGAAGGUGGAUCUUCAGUCGUUACCCACACGUGCCUACUUGGAUCAGACAGUUGUACCUAUCUUGCUACAGGGACUGGCUGUUCUGGCAAAAGAGAGACCGCCAAAUCCCAUUGAAUUUCUAGCAGCAUAUCUUUUAAAAAACAAGUCACAAUUUGAGGACCGAAAUUAACUCCAUAAAAAUGAUGACAAUUUGGCUGCUAGACUGAAAUGCUCAUUUGCCGCAAUUUGUUUUCUGCUGUAAAAAUCCUUUGGAACCGUGAUGUUGUCUUUCUGAAUCGCACAGUUCGCUUUACCGUUUGAGUUAUUUAAUAAAGAACACUUUACAUUUAAUUUGUUCACUUGUUUUAAACUAGCUAUUAAAGAGACUUUCAAAAUAAAGUACUGAAACUGCA
This is a messenger RNA of Aquila chrysaetos chrysaetos, 943 nucleotides long. RefSeq names its product dpy-30 histone methyltransferase complex regulatory subunit (gene DPY30). The transcript has 4 exons. Bases 88 to 720 code for a protein of 210 amino acids. Gene Ontology annotation, cellular component: Set1C/COMPASS complex. The record is from RefSeq and is a predicted model, not a curated record. Lineage: Eukaryota; Metazoa; Chordata; Aves; Accipitriformes; Accipitridae.